This is a messenger RNA of Talaromyces rugulosus, 2103 nucleotides long. RefSeq lists its product as uncharacterized. Bases 1 to 2103 code for a protein of 700 amino acids. The record is from RefSeq and is a predicted model, not a curated record. The transcript has a single exon. NCBI's taxonomy places the organism in Eukaryota, Fungi, Ascomycota, Eurotiomycetes, Eurotiales, Trichocomaceae.
AUGCAAGGUCUCUGGUCCCGAACCGCACGCUUGCCGUCUGCGUCUGCCAGCUGCAAAUGCGUCGCUUGCCUACGGACUACUGCCAGCGAAAUCGCCUCGCGCCCGGCAGCAACGACAGCAAAGGGGCGAGGAUUACGCGUUGGAAAUGCCGUCACGGCUUUAUACUCGAGCAUCUUCGCUGGAGCAGCGAUUGCAGACGCCAAAGCCAAGCGGAAACGUCUUGAUGAAUGGACCGACAAAAUCGCAGCCGUCAAGGAGGAGGUUGACGAGCUUAUUGACGAAGAACGUCGCAUAUUAGAGGUCCUGUCGGCUAGAAAACCGUCACACACGUUACGAUCUCGGUUAUACGAUACCUUUUCUCGCUCCGUGCCAGUUACGUCGGCCAAUUCCUUCCACGGGCGACCACAUCCACGACUCCUGGGACCUCGUGCCGGCCACACUCAGGGAAACCUCGCACAACGCUUUAUAUCUACGAAUACCGGUCUUACAAAUGAUGAUAUCAUAUCCACGGAUGUAUCUCAUGCAGCAGCCGAAGCUAGCGACGUCCAAGAAGCUCUGGGCGAGCACUUGGAAGAAGAACUCGGGGAUGACGACAACGAGGGCGGUGACCUAAAAUAUUCGGAAGACCUUCCAAUAAAACGACCAGAACCGGACUUUACCUGGGAGCAGGAGAGCAUUGUCCGGACCAAGGCCAUCCAAAAACUCGCACUGCAGCAACUCGUGUAUCGACUAAUACUCCGGUCCAGCGUUAUUCAUGAUUAUGGGGGUGAGCCGGUUAACUAUAAUCUGGACGAAUCGAUGGAACAGCCUCCUAAUGUCAUGCUUAUUCGACUUCGAGCGAUACGUCGUCGGCUUUAUUCAUUAAAAUAUCACAGGGCAGCCGACUACGAUGACUUGAUGCAGAACAUAGGGAUCGAAGAGUUUGAUGAGCAACGUCGAGAGCUUCGUGAAAAACACGAUAUACGGAUGAACCGUGAUAUUGAGCAGUACCUGCAGGGGAAAAUGCACAUUCAGGAACUCCUCUUCGCCGUGGCCGAUAAUUUCCUGUCUUGCAGCGAGCCUGAUCGAACUUCAAUCUUUACCGCACUCAUCUUCGCUUUCAGCAAAACGCACCAAAAUGAUCUAGUGGAUACGCUGUUACACUGCUUAAUUCCGAAUAUGUUUCAUAUCAGCACGCCAUUGAUCAUUACCACUCUUGCUCAUUUUCGCAAGACUAAGAACCUAAAGGAUUUUGACCAAUAUCUCCAAAUGCUCCGUGGUCAAGGCGGUUAUACCCCGAACCUGCGAACUCUGUGGAGCGAAAUGACCAUCAAUGGCAUUAGGAUCACAGUACCCCCUUUGAACAGUUACAACCCCGUUAUGAUCACGAGUCUGGUCACGGCAAGCCUUCGAUUCGACCAACCUGAAAAAGCCGCAGCUUAUCUCCAGGUUGCUCGUUCACAAGGUUUCAUGGAUAAUUUCGAUACUCUUUCUGCAUACUUGCGAUUUUACUCUACUCGAAGGGAUUUACAGAAUGGAUUAUCAACCAUCCUAACAGCCCUGCAAUUUUUGACCGCAUCCACAUCCCUCGAAGAAAGGCGUGUUACGAGGCUCAUAUUGUACAUGAUCGACUUCUGCAAUAAUUGUAACCAAGAGGAUCUUGCCGUUACAUUGAUUCAUGCUGCGUUACGAAGUGGCAUCGACUGUAAUGUCGGUUACCGGAAAGGCCGAUUUUUAUCUUCCACUUUUCAGAAAUGGCGGACGGCACAGGAACAUUACAAACUCAGAGACCAGGAACAGCCUCUUCCUGAAAAAUGCGCUGCAUUUGCUUCCAUGACACUGCCGAAGAUUCUGCACAUACGCGAGACAUACCGUGCCAUACCUCCACGAGACUUGAAUGAAUCUUAUUCAAAGGUCAAGUUUAAUAAACGUAAUGAAACACCACAAAAAACACAACGCCAAAGGCAAAACGGGUCAUCCGGUACUCCUGAACCACAAGAGGAAAUGAGCGAUCUUCUGAGGGAGCUGAAACUGGUACAAGCACGCAUCCAAAGGCUCUGUCCGUCGGAUCCUUUGCAGGCCUCACACGGCGAAGACCGCAGAGAGUCUGCCUCAGCUUCGUGA